AUGACUUAUACCGUUGCUCCUCAUCUCAAAUACUUCACCAUCCCUCUCACGGACUUUGUGGCCGCCCGACCUGAAUUUGAAGGGUUUGGUGUUGGGGCGUACGUUUUCUCUCAUGCCGAUCCCACCCCACGCAUCCUUCUUCUCCAGCGCGCACUGACGGACUCCAUGCCCGGCUGUUGGGAGGGCCCCGGAGGCGCAUGCGAACUGGACACCGACAAAACCUUACUCGAUUCCCUUGCCCGCGAAACGCUAGAAGAAAGUGGAUUGCAUGUGUCUCACAUUAUUGACCUCGUCGCGGUGAAUUGCGGGGAGCAUCAUCGCCAUAGUGGCGGCAAAAUCCGCAUUGCCAAGUACUCGUUCGUUGUCGAGGUUCAAGAGGCCGUGGGAUGGUUAGCAGGGAAACAGCAACCGGUGCCAACACUCCAAAUACCUGUCCAACUCGAGCCACUGGAACACCAGCAAUUCGACUGGGCGAUAAAAGAGGACGUUCUGCUUUCUGUCCGAUCACCUAACGGUCGAUACAGAUUCCCAUUACCCUUAAUUGGCCAUCAGGCACCUAAUAUCCUCCGGGCUUUUGAAUUGAUCGAACAACGAGAGAGCAAGGAUUGA
Molecule: messenger RNA, 609 nt
Organism: Penicillium samsonianum
Lineage: Eukaryota; Fungi; Ascomycota; Eurotiomycetes; Eurotiales; Aspergillaceae
Product: NUDIX hydrolase
Exons: 1
Coding region: 1-609 (202 amino acids)
Source: RefSeq, a predicted model, not a curated record